Messenger RNA from Cydia splendana, 951 nucleotides. Its product is annotated as acyl-CoA-binding protein homolog. Gene Ontology annotation, biological process: fatty acid metabolic process. The transcript is spliced from 4 exons. Gene Ontology annotation, molecular function: fatty-acyl-CoA binding. The record is from RefSeq and is a predicted model, not a curated record. NCBI's taxonomy places the organism in Eukaryota, Metazoa, Arthropoda, Insecta, Lepidoptera, Tortricidae. The coding region runs from base 136 to 408 and encodes 90 amino acids.
CUGUCAAAGUGACAUUGACAGAUAAGGUUUACUCAAGCUUAAAAAUAGAAAUCGUAUCCGCCCGCCAAUAUACUUAAAAAAAUCCGACUUUCUUCAAAAAUAGAAGUUACCUGCUAGGUAUAUUCACCACCCACCAUGUCUCUACAAGAGCAAUUUGACAAAGCUGCAGAGGAUGUUAAGAAGCUAAAGACAUCUCCCGCUGAUGCUGACCUUCUGGAGAUCUAUGGGUGGUUCAAGCAGGCUACCGUUGGGGAUGCUGAUCCUACCAACAAACCUGGGUUCCUAGACUUCAAAGGUAAAGCUAAGUUCGAGGCGUGGUCAAAGAACAAGGGCAAGUCCAAGGAAGAGGCCCAGAAGGCCUACAUCGCGAAGGUCGAGGGCCUCAUCGCCUCCAUCGGUCUCCAAUGAGCAAAAGAAAGGAGGCGAGGCAAUUAUGGCGUCGGUUUUGUGCGUUUUGAACUUUAUAUUAAUGGAAAAUUCUAGAACCAUCUCAGUCUUAUGAAUCUGUCUUAAUGGCCACUUAAAAUAUUGGUACACUUUUUACAAUGUACCUAGUAGGCUUAUGGUUACAAACACACAUUUGUUUCAAUGUGUGUAAUACUGCACACAGAUUAGGACAGAGCUGGAAAGUACUUAGUUUGUUUUUCUUUUAAUAUGAAGGUCAAAUAUAAUCAUGUACUCAUCCUGUGUACAACUGACGUUUUCAUGCGAGACUGAACGUAAAAGUAAUAAUUUAUUACUGCAUUUAAGCCGUAAAACCUCUUCCGUUGCUCUUCCGCCCUUAUAAAUACUAUUUAUAAUUUCGGUUUAGGCACAAUUAGUUUAUGAUGUUGAACAUCACAAUAUUAAGCAUCACAAUGCUGUGUUUAUGGUCUUCUCUCUGGUGCAAUGAUUUCAGAUUUGUUAUAAACUUUUAUAUUGCUUAUGAAAUAAAAUCAGUUUGAAACUGUA